Messenger RNA from Armigeres subalbatus, 2444 nucleotides. RefSeq names its product E3 ubiquitin-protein ligase Iruka (gene Iru). Gene Ontology annotation, biological process: protein ubiquitination. The record is from RefSeq and is a predicted model, not a curated record. Gene Ontology annotation, cellular component: cytoplasm. The transcript has 7 exons. Lineage: Eukaryota; Metazoa; Arthropoda; Insecta; Diptera; Culicidae. Gene Ontology annotation, molecular function: ubiquitin protein ligase activity. The coding region runs from base 481 to 1689 and encodes 402 amino acids.
ACGUUUUGCCCGUUUUGCAAGUUUUUUUUCUGGUCUGCUGUCUCCUCGCGAUUGACAUCAUUAUUCUGAGAAGGAAGAAAACUAGAAAAAUUACAAUUUUAUCAAAAGAGUGUUCUGUUUUAAAGGACAAAAUAGUUGGUCUAUUGGAGCAGCAUGAAACUCUAGCUUCGAUUAGCUGUUUUUCGGAAGUCAUCCGUCAUCGGAAUAAUCUCCUGUAAUAAGAGUACCGACAUGUGCCGCGUCUGACAGUGUUCAGCUCGUUUGCGAAGUGAUUUUGUAUGGGAAUGAGAAAGAUCUCAUGUUCCUAUUUUGACAGCGUCGUCACUUUUUAUUACAGCCACUUUAUUUCGGAGGUGGCAGCUACUGAACAUUUGCCGCUAUCAGAUUCUUUUAGAAAAGCCGGAUAAAAAUAACUUGUGAAAGUUGGUUAACAAUAGUUUUGGGAGCCUAAUCGAGUACAAAGUCAGUGGAACCGUUAGGAUGGAAGCACUGGUGGAAAAUUCGGCGAAUCCUCCGAGCCGAUUCUACUGUCAUUCGUGUUCAGUAGAAAUUGAUCAAGUUUCAUCGAAUUUUACUUGUCCGAUUUGUUCCGAAGGAUUUAUCGAAGAACUGCCGGCUGCCGAUAGGAGUAAUAAUCCACCAUCUCCGCUUCCAGCAGGAUCCGAUGGUGAGGCAAUAAGACUGGUGAGCGAGAUCUUCAGCAACAGUAUCCUGCCUCCUCUUUUGCUAUCUACUGCAAGUGGACCACGUGGUUCCGAUUCCGACGGAGCUGGCUCACUGGGGGACGAUGGUGCGGAUACGCCCGUAGCACUGGGCGCUUCUGUCGGCGGUGGAGGAGGAGGCGGUCGCACUAUUAUGAGAGGCCUUGGGAGACAACGCAACAGACGCCGCGGUAUGCAAAAUAUUAGCAACCUGGACAACAUCCUGCGGGAGAUAUUGAUUUCGGUGGCAGACGGUGCCAACGGAGGAGCCGGUGGGACUCCCAUGUUCUUCAUGGGCAAUCCAGCUGACUACGCGUGGGGCAGGGAGGGGUUGGAUACGAUCGUGACCCAAUUGCUCAACCAAAUGGAUAACACGGGGCCACCGCCACUGGAGAAGGAAAAAAUUGCAGAGAUUCCGAAAGUCACAAUUAGUGCCGAGCAGGUGGACACGAAGCUCCAGUGCUCGGUCUGUUGGGAAGAUUUCCAGAUCGAUGAAGUCGUACGGAAAUUGUCCUGUGCUCACGUUUAUCAUGAGUCGUGUAUCAUUCCAUGGCUGGAGUUGCAUGGUACGUGUCCGAUAUGUCGGAAGAGUCUGGCACCAGAGCAGCAACCAGACGAACAGCGUGGCCUAGCAGCUGCAGCGAAUGCCGUUGCCAACACGUUACGAUCGCUCCAUUCGGAAGGAUUCCCGGGAGCAGCGAGUCACUCCUCAUCAUCCUCGGUCGACGAGGGAGGACCAUCAUCAUCAUCUAGUCUACUAGUCGAUCUCGGCCAGCCGAUGUUUUCCUUCAGCACCGGUGCCGGUGCCAGCACGGGAAACCCCAGGUCCAGCAUGACAACGUCGCGAGAGAGCAACGCCAGCUCGUCGUCGUCCGCAGCAUCCACCUCCGCCCCCAACACAUCGUCGGCACCCGGCAGUAGUAGUUCCGGCACAUCCGGAACCAACAACACGGAUAACCCCAAACUUACCGGGAGUGUGUCAAUGUAAAUAGUGGCCCCCAAAUCCUAUUAUAGGUAAACAGUUUUCAAGAAUUUUCUGUUCCUUUUUGUAUUGUUUUUUUUUAUUCUUUAUUAUAGAGGUUUUCAGUCCUUGACUGGUUCACCUAGAACCGUCCAACCGUGACAUCAUAGUUCUAAGCUCUUCUGCUACUAAGCCGGCGAUCAUGAGAUACUCAUGCAACAGUUUAAAAUACUAAAGAAAAAUUGCCAAUUUAAUCCGAAAAGCUCCUUGUCUGUCUAUCUACAAAAAUUAAAUAAAAAUCAAAUGAAAACUAUAAGUUCUCAUUUAAGAAACAGAAAAUAAAAUAAGAUUGAUAAUAAUCGUAAUUUGAACACCGCAAAAACAUGCGUUAAUAAAGGUCAUCUUAUGCUUCGGUUUUGUAAUAAAUAGCUACUAAUUAAGAAACGCACUUCUUCCAGUUGAUUUAAUUAUCGGGAAGUAAUGUCAUAAUGGUAAAAUUAUUUUCAAUAUUCACGCACCCCACAGAGAUUUCUAACGAGCAAAAACAGAAUCGUCGCCAAAUACAGAAACGGCUCUUUACUAAAUGAAUAAAACAAAUUGUGCUAUAGUAGUUUAACUAAAUAACUGAUUAUUUAUAAGAAAAAAAUCUAUACUGAGCAUCUUUCCGAAUCAUCCUAUCCAGGCGAAGCACAGCUACUAUUUGGAAUAAAUUAUGACUACAGUACACUUGUAUAAAUAAAUAAAGUGGUUAAUUUGUACCCAUUAAUAACAAACAAUAAAAA